Messenger RNA from Notothenia coriiceps (black rockcod), 3078 nucleotides. Its product is annotated as protein bassoon-like. NCBI's taxonomy places the organism in Eukaryota, Metazoa, Chordata, Actinopteri, Perciformes, Nototheniidae. Gene Ontology annotation, molecular function: structural constituent of presynaptic active zone; metal ion binding. Gene Ontology annotation, biological process: presynaptic active zone assembly; protein localization to synapse. Gene Ontology annotation, cellular component: GABA-ergic synapse; cytoskeleton of presynaptic active zone; glutamatergic synapse. The coding region runs from base 1 to 3078 and encodes 1025 amino acids. The record is from RefSeq and is a predicted model, not a curated record. The transcript is spliced from 6 exons.
AUGUUCUCCUCCAAAUUCCUUAGUGGGGCCAACCCCCUCAAUGCUGUGUCCUCUGCUGUGAAUAAGUUUGGUUUAUUUGGAAAUGAUGGGGAGGGGGAUAAGAAUAAGAAAGGACCUUCCCAGCAGGGAGUGAAGCCACCUGGAGAAAAGCAGCCAGGAGCAGGCCCUGGCAAAGGCCCUCAACAGCAGCAUGGACCCCAAAAAUCAGGCCAGGGCCCUCCUAUGCAAACGGGCCAGCCUCUCCCUAAACAAGGCUCACCACAGUUGCAUGGGAAUGGACAGACUGCACCUCAAAACAAGCCUGGGGGGCAAAAAGUUACUCAAAAGGCAGGAACACAGCCUGAAGGUCAUCUAAAAGGGCAGUCACAAAAAGAUCUUCCAAAGGGGCCACCACAGCAAGAUUCAGCUAAGCCUGGAGGUCAACCGCAGAUUGUGAAUAAGAGUGGAGUUCAACCAGGAUCUCCAAAGGCAUCUUCACAACAGCAGGUUCCACCUAAAACAGGGAUGCAAAAACAAGAGCCCUCUAAGACAGGUGCACAGCAACAACAGCCAGCAAAGACUGGGUUGCAAGAGUCCACAAAGGCUGGGUCACAGCAAGGGUCACCUAAAGUAGGACAGCAACCACAGGGGUCACCAAGAAUUGGACAACAACAACAACAACAACAACAACAACAACAACAACAACAUGGCUCACCAAAACUCCCACAGCAACAACAGGGCUCACCUAAGGUGGGACAACAGCAGCAAAGUUUCAGGACUACACCCCAGCAGUCCUCAAAUAAGCCGGGGUCUCAGCCACAAGGCCCUAAGGGACCUGGCCUGUCCCAAGUAGGGUCUUCAUCACCGGGACCAACCAAAGCUGGAUCGCAGUCAAAGGCAGUAGCUAAUACCCUUUGCCCAGUGUGUAAGACAACAGAACUUAACAUGCACACCAAGGAACCACCCAACCAUAAAACAUGUACACAGUGUAAAACUGAAGUGUGCAGCUUCUGCGGCUUCAGCCCUCCUGACUCAGAUGGGCGUGAGUGGCUUUGUCUAACCUGCCAGGUAAAGAGAGCCCAAGGAUUUUCUGAACCACCGGGACCUUCCAUGAAAAAGCCCAUUCCCAACAAAGUGUCUGCUGCUCAAAACCAGACACCAUCGCCUGCUGCACCUGUCAAAAAAGAGAUGUCAGGAGCUGGUUCACCUCAGAAAAUGCAGUCUACUUCGGCAAAAGUGCAAGCCAAGGGUGAAGCUGCUAAAGGAUCAGACAUUCAAAAGCAGGCCAGUCCUGCUUCUGUUCACAAAAUGACACCUGAGACCCAGAGAACAUCAGGGCCUCAACAACCAGACCAGAUAAGUCAAACUGGGCGCAAGCAAAGCAGUGCCAAGCAGGAGUCAGGAGGUUUAUUUGGCUUUGGUGGUUCUAAAACUGAAGCUGCAAAGCCAGAGGAGUCAGUGAGUGGGAAGAUGUUUGGUUUUGGUUCCUCCAUUUUUAGUUCUGCAUCUACUUUGAUAGUCUCAGCUGUACAGGAUGAGUCAAAAACUACACCACCAGUUUCGCCCAAAAUGCAGUCUACAAAGGAGACCAAACCUGCAGCUGUCCAAAAGUCAGUGCAAGACAAUAAACAAGAGCAACCCCUGCAAGCCAAAGCCAGUCCAGCAGGACAGGUCAAAGUGGAAAAUGCUCAAUCAGAGACUCCAAAGGCAACAGCAGCUUCCCACAAUGCUCCUAAAGGAGGUCAAUGCACUUGUCCAAUCUGUAAGGUGAUGCUCAAUAUGGGCUCGAAGGAUCCUCCCAACUAUAAUACCUGCACUGAUUGCAAAAGCACCGUCUGCAACCAAUGUGGAUUUAACCCCUUGCCAAAUGUCAAUGAGGGAAAGGAGUGGCUUUGUCUAAACUGCCAGGUGAAACGAGCCCAGGAAGGCCCAGGGCAACCUUCACUACAAAAGACUGCUGCACCAGACAAGACUGAAGCUGCUAAAAGACCAGCCAGCACAGCUCCUGGUCAGAAAACCCCUCAAGACAGCCGAAAGGUGCAGGAGUGGUUAUGUCUCAACUGCCAGAUGCAGAGAGCACUAGGAGCAGCUGAGCCACCAGGAACUCCCAUGAUGAAACUACAGGCUUCACCAAAUAAAGUCCCUGCAUCAGCCAUAAAUAAGGCAACUCCCCAACUGGUUAAACCUCAAAAGAUAGACACUCAAACACUCACUGAAUCCAAAAUAAAGAACACCUCAGCACCAGGCUCCCCUCAGAGGAAACCACCAAUACUAGCUGAGCAGCCAGCAACGGCUAAAGACGUGAAACUUCCAGAAAGUCCGAAACAGGUCAGCCCAUCUCCUGGUCAGAAAACUACUACUACAACUUCACAAGAGGAAUCUGGAAAGUUAUUUGGAUUUGGCAGUCCUAAAGCUCAACCUGAUAGUGCAAAGCCUGCUGAGUCCCUUGGUGGAAAAAUGUUUGGAUUUGGUACGUCCAGCUUUAGUUCUGCAUCUGAUUCUAAAACAACACCUCUAGUUUCUCCUAAAAUGCCUCGCGCAGAAGCACCAAAAUCACCUCUUGCUCACAAACAAGGGCAAGAGGUAAAGAAAAUGCAGCCCGGAACUUCUCCAUCACCCCAAGCCAAAGUAGGAAAAGUUCCAUCAGAGGUUCCAAAAGAUGCAGCAGCUCACAAGGCAGGCCAAUCUACCUGCCCACUCUGUAAGGUGGAACUCAACUUUGGCUCCAAGGAACCUCCAAACUACAACAACUGCACCGAAUGCAAGAAUACUGUCUGCAACCAAUGUGGAUUUAAUCCAGUGCCAAAUAAUUCAGAGGUAAAACAUUGGUUAUGCCUGAACUGUCAGAUGCAGAGGGCUCUUAGUGCAUCCGAACGCACGGGACCUCCAAUGAAAUCAGCUGACAGCAUUUCUCCAUCUGCUGGACAUCAGAAGAUAAAAGCUUCUAAUCAAGUGGAAACUCGAAAUAAAUCUGAUGCACCUUCAAAGCUCCAGAAUCAGGGGCUCGAUACACUUCAAGAGAAAGGGAGUCCCAAACCAGGUUCUCUGCUGAAGGCACAGGCUGCAGCAGGGAUUCUCAGAAACCAACUGACAAGAUAA